GACGGUGUUUUCAGUUUCUUGGAGCCCGCCCACAGACGCAGGCUAAUACUGCUUAGUACUUACCACCAAUCCAAACAAGAACACCAAUCCUCUAAACCCCAGCAAAACUCGUCACCACCCCCGGCGCCACCAACAACCUCGGAAUAUAUACAGACGAAUGUUGUCUGAUUCUGUUGCCAUGUCUGUCGCCUCCUACUGACACUGGUUCACAAUUGUCGUCCAGAGUUUAUCCAAACUAUCUCUCCUAUUAGUAGUUUUCAAUUUGAAGAGAAGCUUUUGAGAAUGCCUGGAAUUAGAGGACCCUCGGAUUAUUCGCAGGAACCACCUCGUCAUCCUUCUCUUAGAAUCAAUUACAAGCAACCUUUUAAUGCUGAGCCACCUCGUUCGGCCUUGGUUAGCUCUUAUAUAACGCCGGUGGAGUUCUUCUUCAAGAGAAAUCAUGGACCAAUACCAGUUGUUGAUGAUAUAGAUAGCUAUUCUGUUUCCAUGAGUGGUCUGAUUGAUAACCCCAUAGAGCUGUUUAUGAAAGAUAUCUGGAAGCUUCCAAAAUAUGUUGUCACUGCCACUCUUCAGUGUGCUGGUAACAGAAGGACAGCCAUGAGCAAUGUCAAAGAAGUAAAAGGAGUUGGCUGGGAUGUUUCUGCUAUAGGAAAUGCUGUCUGGGGUGGUGCCAAAUUAGCAGAUGUUCUUGAACUUGUUGGGAUAGCCAAGUGGACAAGUACCACAAAAUCAGGUGGAAAACAUGUCGAAUUUGUAAGCAUUGAUAAGUGUAAGGAGGAGAAUGGGGGCCCUUACAAGGCAUCAAUACCGCUGAGUCAUGCUACGAGUCCUGAAGCUGAUGUUUUACUUGCUUAUGAGAUGAAUGGGGAGCCUCUAAAGAGAGAUCAUGGUUAUCCGCUGCGAGUGGUUGUUCCUGGUGUUAUAGGUGCACGUUCUGUCAAAUGGUUGGAUUCCAUUAACAUAAUUGCAGAAGAAUGUCAGGGCUUCUUUAUGCAAAAAGACUACAAAAUGUUUCCCCCAUCAGUGAAUUGGGAUAACAUCAAUUGGUCUACAAGGAGGCCACAAAUGGAUUUUCCUGUCCAGUGUGCAAUUUGUUCUUUGGAGGAUGUGACUGCAGUAAAGCCUGGGAAGGUGAAGGUCAGUGGAUAUGCGGCAUCAGGAGGUGGCCGAGGAAUUGAGAGAAUAGAUGUGUCUGUUGAUGGUGGCAAAACCUGGGUGGAAGCUUCCAGACAUCAGAAGACUGGUGUCCCUUGUAUCGCAGAAGACACGAGCAGUGACAAAUGGGCCUGGGUACUGUUUGAGGUCACAGUUGAUGUGCCACACAGCACAGAGAUUGUUGCAAAAGCAGUGGAUUCAGCAGCAAAUGUCCAACCUGAAAACGUACUAGAUAUUUGGAAUUUGAGAGGGAUACUUAACACUUCAUGGCAUCGUGUUAAAGUUCAAGUUGGUUACUCAAACAUGUAGACCGUGAUCAGGUUCUGUUUUUUAUAUCCAUGAAAUACUAGAAUAACAACAAAAACUUAUCUAGAUUAGGUCUAUAUGGAUCUAUAGUUGAAAACAAUAGUAAGCUCCUAUGAAAUCCUAUACAGUAGGAAUCAAUCUAGACCCAAAAGAAUAACAUCCCAUUUGCUUUGACAGUGCGGUUUGCCAAGUUGCUUGGACUUUUCAUUUCUCGUAUGUAUAGAGAUAUCUUACCUUUGAGCAUUAGUACUACUGCUGCCCUUCACUUAUCAUAGUCUAUGUUGAUAAAAAUAACUUGUGACAUGGAGAGCCAUGGAAAAGCUGGAUCUCAGUUGUUGGACAAUGAACUAUGAUGUUAAAUAAUGCUGCUUUGGUUAAUUGUUACCUUUUUUUUAAAAGGCAUGGGAUAAUGUAAUUUAGUCAGUGUGCAUCGACUUCGUUUUGCCCAAUGGAAUGUAAAAUUAUAAUGGAUGUAUAUGAAACUCAUAUUUUUCUGUAA
Manihot esculenta (cassava) is the source of this 1960-nucleotide messenger RNA. Its product is annotated as sulfite oxidase. Gene Ontology annotation, molecular function: molybdenum ion binding; oxidoreductase activity. The transcript has 12 exons. The coding region runs from base 283 to 1464 and encodes 393 amino acids. Gene Ontology annotation, cellular component: mitochondrion. NCBI's taxonomy places the organism in Eukaryota, Viridiplantae, Streptophyta, Magnoliopsida, Malpighiales, Euphorbiaceae. The record is from RefSeq and is a predicted model, not a curated record.